This is a messenger RNA of Vitis riparia (riverbank grape), 1995 nucleotides long. RefSeq names its product LRR receptor-like serine/threonine-protein kinase FLS2. Lineage: Eukaryota; Viridiplantae; Streptophyta; Magnoliopsida; Vitales; Vitaceae. The transcript has a single exon. The record is from RefSeq and is a predicted model, not a curated record. The coding region runs from base 1 to 1995 and encodes 664 amino acids. Gene Ontology annotation, molecular function: protein binding.
AUGGGGAAUGAUUUUGUGAUUACCAUUCUUGUCAGGCUGCUGCUAGCACAUGGUUUUAUGACCAUGUCAUGGUCUGUGAUUUGUUCCAGCGCCACAAACCUUACUGAUCAAGAAGCUUUGCUCGCCUUUAAAUCCCAGAUCACCUUCAAAUCCGAUGACCCAUUGGUUAGUAACUGGACCACCGAGGCCUCCUUCUGUAGCUGGGUUGGGGUCUCUUGCAGUUCUCAUCGGCAAAGAGUCACUGCCUUGAAUCUUUCUUUCAUGGGUUUUCAAGGCACUAUAUCACCAUACAUCGGGAACCUCUCCUUUCUCACAGUUCUGGACCUCAGCAACAACAGUAUUCAUGGUCAGCUUCCAGAGACUGUAGGUCAUCUUCGCCGUUUAAGAGUCAUCAACUUGAGAUCCAACAACCUGGAGGAGAAAAUUCCAUCAAGCUUGUCACAGUGUCGAAGGCUUCAAUGGCUGCUCCUCCGCUCAAACCGAUUCCAAGGGAACAUCCCCAAGGAGAUAGCCCAUCUCUCCCAUCUGGAAGAACUAGACUUAAGUGAGAACUAUCUAACAGGUACAAUUCCGUCAACUAUAUUCAACAUGUCCACCCUCAAAUAUAUUGAUCUCGUAGUAAACAACCUCUCUGGCGGCAUCCCCACAACUAUUUGUCACAAACUUCCAGACCUUGAAGUGUUGUGUCUAUCUGUCAAUCCACUAGGCGGUCCAUUUCCAGCCAGUUUAUGCAAUUGUACUAGUAUUCGGAGAAUCUCCUUUAACAGAAACGGCUUCAUUGGAAGCAUACCAGCAGACAUAGGAUGCUUAUCCAAACUAGAGGGUCUGCGUUUAGCAAUGAACAGACUAACAGGCACCAUUCCACUGUCCUUAGGUAAUCUUUCCAGGUUGGAAAUCCUUGAUUUCAUGUAUAACUAUUUGGACGGUGGGAUCCCUCAACAAGUAGCACAGCUAUCUAGGAUGAGAAGACUUCGAAUCGCCUAUAACAAUCUUUCUGGUGGGAUACCUGAAGCAAUCUUCAAUCUUACAUCAGCUUAUGCAAUUAGUUUCAUGGGUAAUCGCCUAUCAGGAAGCAUUCCAGAGCUGACCAGCCUUGGCCUUCCAAAGCUUAAUGAGCUCAACCUGCGAGACAAUCGACUCAAUGGUAAAAUCCCAAAUUCUAUCUCGAAUGCUUCGAGGCUCACUUUAUUAGAGCUAUCAAACAAUCUCUUAAAUGGCCCAGUUCCCAUGAGUUUGGGCAGUUUACGAUUCCUUCGGACGCUCAAUUUGCAGCGAAAUCAACUCAGCAACGACCCAUCUGAGAGGGAACUCCAUUUCUUAUCAUCUUUGACAGGGUGUAGAGAUUUGAUAAAUUUGAUUAUUGGGAAGAAUCCCAUAAAUGGAGUACUACCAAAAUCUAUUGGAAAUCUAUCGAGCUCACUAGAACUCUUCAGUGCAGAUGCAUCCCAGAUCAAAGGCAGCCUUCCAAUCACAAUCGGUAACUUGAGCAACUUGCUGGCACUCGAACUAGCUGGCAAUGACUUGAUUGGGACCUUGCCAUCUUCUCUUGGAAGCUUAAGUCGACUUCAGAGAUUGCGUCUUUUCAUCAACAAAAUAGAAGGACCAAUUCCCGAUGAACUCUGUAACUUAAGAUAUUUGGGAGAACUGCUUUUGCAUGAGAAUAAGCUCUCAGGUCCAAUACCAACCUGCAUAGGGAAUCUCAGUACAAUGCAAGUAAUCUCCCUAUCUUCUAAUGCGCUGAAAUCAAUACCUCCGGGCAUGUGGAACCUCAACAAUCUUUGGUUUCUCAAUCUGUCCCUUAAUUCUAUAACUGGGUAUCUUCCUCCACAGAUUGAAAAUCUGAAGAUGGCAGAAACAUUUGAUCUAUCCAAGAACCAACUAUCUGGAAGCAUUCCCGGCCAAAUAUCAAAUCUGAAGAUGUUAAGGCGCUCAACUUGUCUGACAAUGCAUUCCAAGGUAGUAUUCCUGAUGGUAUCAGUGAGUUGGCUAGCUUAG